Messenger RNA from Acanthosepion pharaonis, 678 nucleotides. Lineage: Eukaryota; Metazoa; Mollusca; Cephalopoda; Sepiida; Sepiidae. The record is from the annotation of a GenBank genome assembly.
AUGUUCAGCACGAAAUGCAAAGACGUUGUUCCUCAUGUUUUUCCGCCUCUCGGUGUGUGCAUCCUACUUUCUGUGGCUGAACACAGCAAAUGCCAGAGAACAAAAUCAGCGGACAACGCUAAACUGAAUCGAAGAACUACUGACUGGAAAGGGUUAAAAAUCUCGAGCGUGCGUGCGCGCGCGUCUCUCUCUCUCUCUCUCUGUGCUUACGGAACAAAUAUAAAAAUCGAUUUCUUUUUGUAUGAGCGCCUGUCCGCAUGCCUACAGUAUUUUAUCAUCUAUCUAUCUAUUCAUUCAUCUAUCUAUCUAUCUAUCUAUCUAGACAGUAUUUUAUCUAUCUAUCUAUCUAUCUAUCCUAUCUAUCUAUCUAUCUAUCUAUCUAUCUAUCUGAGACAGUAUUUUAUCUAUCUAUCUAUCUAUCUAUCUAUCUAUCUAUAUAUAUAUAUAUAUAUAUAUAUAUAUAUCUAUCUAUCCCAGACAGGUGCUACAGUCUCAUUCUAUCUAUUCAGCAGUCCAUUCUAUUCAUCUAAAUAUAUAUAUCUAUCUAUUUUGGACAGUUCUUAUCUAUCUAUCUAUCUAUCUAUCUAUCUAUCUAUCUAUCUAUCUAUCUAUCUAUCUACCUAUCUAUCUGAAUAUGCUCUCUAUCCUUUUCUUUCUCACUCUGAUCAAAUUUGUUAA